AUGUCGGUUAUAAUUCGGCUGAAAAAUUUGCCCAUGACGGCGGCCGCUGCCGACGUACGCACAUUUUUUUCUGGUUUGAAAAUUCCUGAUGGCGCUGUUCAUAUUAUCGGUGGCGACGAAGGAGAAGUGUUCGUCGGUUUUGCUUCCGACGAAGACGCAAGACUUGCAAUGGCACGGGACAGAGCGAAAAUUCAUGGAGCUGAGAUUCGGCUAUUCCUCUCCUCCAAAUCAGAACAAUCGUCAGUGAUUGCCGCACGAAAGAAUGCAUCAUAUGCAUCUCCUGAGCCACACGAUCAACACGUUCCUUCCGCUUUCACACAUUCUGCCCAGUUCCAGCAGGAUUGGAAACCUCAGCACACAGGAAAUCCGUAUGCCGCUAAAUCCGGAUAUGAGGCAUCGUACCCGCCACAGAACUCUAACCAAAUUCACCUAGACUUUAACAGUCAGAACGUGUACGGUAAUCGUAAAGAAAUAUCUGAGAAUCGACUUCAGUCUCCUAUUAAGAAGGAAGAACCAUUCGACGAUGAUUUUGGUGACUACACGCACUCUUUCCAACCACAGGUUCCGCAGCCACAGCCGAAAUUCGAUAAUAGAUAUGGAUCUGGAUCAACAUCUAUUAAGCUAGAGGAACCAGUGAAGCCUCAAGCCGCUCCACCUGCUCAUCUUCCAAUUCAUUCAGCUCAGAAGCCCGUCCCUGAAAUACAAUAUGGAAUCAGAGGAGCAAGUAUAAAUAAUGGUCAAAAUGGAAUUGGUUUUCAUGAAUCUGGAAAUGACCAAAUGUCAGGAGGAGAUUCGUGGAGAGACAACUCUUUUAAAAAACCUGCUCAGAACGAGUACAACGCCGGAUAUAGAGGUGACUAUCAUGAAUAUCAGAGUUAUCCAGAAACACAUAAACGAGACUUCCAUGGUGGAAACAAAUUCAACCAAGCACCAGCGAGAAAUGUCCCACCAAUGAAUGCACAACAGCCAGUUGUCCGCCCUUCUCAAUCAAUGAACGGCAGGAAAACACUGAUGCCUACUCCCCCAGCGCCAUUCCAAAAUCCUCCUCAACCAUUCGCAGCUCCACCAUCCGGAGGAAAUAAUUCUCAAAUCAAUCGCCCCUUCCAAAAUGGUCUUCCACCGCAAAAUCAACUUCGGAAUGAUACGCCUGUGUUCCGAACCAAUACCGCUCCGCCUCCAAUCCCGAACAACAUAAAUCGACAGAUCCCACCUGCAGUACAACAUCCACCACCAGCUUUCCAGAACAAAAUUGCGACUCCUGCUCUAGUUCCAGCUUUCAAUCAGGCUCCUGUUAUUCCAUCGGCAAACAAACUGAACGGACCUGCUAAUCAGACUGUUGAAAAGUUUUACAUCGAAUUAACGCGACUUCCUAUGGAUUUGCUCCGCCCGGCAGCAUUGGAGGCAUUCAUUCAUCCUACCGUUCCAUUGACUCUUUCAUCAGUUAAAACAGUUUUUGGACCAGGAGGAAUACACAUGCACACCAUCAUUCGACUCGAUUCGAUCGCUGAUUACGCCACUAUGAUGAGAAGAAACGGAGAGCAAGGCAUCAAAAUUCAACAGUCCGAUAAAAAAUCAUUCGAAAUGGCUGUUGAUGGUGCUCCUCUUCCAAUUCCAGUUGUCCAACCAGUCGCAACUAUGCCUAUAAUGCAAGUGAAUAAAAAACAAGACGAGGAUGAUAACAAAAAGAAUAAGAGAAGCCGUUGGGAAAACAAAAGUCCGACUAGAAGUCCAAGAAGAAGUCCACCACGACGAGACAUCCGAUCGAGAAGUCGUAGUCCACUGCGCCGAAGAAGACGGUCGAGGAGUCCAGCCAGAAUAAGUCAACACACAGAUCCAACUAGAUGGUCUGUCUUAGUAAUGAAUGUACCAUUCCGUAUAAAAGAAGAAGAGCUCAUGGAAUGGUUUGCCGAAAAAGUUCGUCCAGCCAAGCUCUCUCGUGCAUACUAUUCUGAUGGGAAUGCAUCAGAUCGAUGGAUAGCAGAGUUCUCAAGUGAGAGUCUGAUGCGUCGAGCGUUCUCUAUUCGAACAUUGUGUUCUGGCCGAACUCUGAGGCUGACAUACGUUAAGAACGAGGAAGUCGAUAAAAUGUUGAAAAUAGAAGAUGUCUACGGAGAGGAAAAACGUCAUAAAAAUGAGGAAGCUCGGGCUCUACAGUCAGAAGCGGAGAAGAUCAAUCCCCCGUCUUUCUUCAAUGCUCCAGUGACGCGUGGACCGCCUGGCGGUCAUAUGGUUCCCCAAGGACUUCCGAACUCAAUGAAUGGACUACCACCACCACAACCAAAUGGCUUUAAUGGAUCAGUUCCUCCAGCUGGUUUCAGUCAACCACCACCGUCAGGCAGUUUCAAUGGUCUAACACCUCAUAUUCGGGGAGGAUUCGUUCCACGUGGCAAUGGGUUUUCUCAAAGAGGUGGACCCGUGGGCCGUGGAGGACAUGGUGGACCUGGUUUCUAUCAAAACAAUGGAGAUAGUUUCAACAAUGCUCCAGAACAAUCUCAGCAAAAAGGAUUUGGAAAUCAGGAUGGUUUCCGAGGAAGCUAUCGAGGUGGUUUCCGAGGUGGACGUGGACGAGGAGGUGGAUUCCAGGGAAAUAAUCAUCGUAGUGAUGAACCUCAGCCAUCACAAAAUGAGUUUAUGCAGUUAGUCCAAUCCAUUGGUCCACGUGGUACAGUACUGUCUUGUAAUGGAUUCCCUAAGGAUGUCACUCUCGAAGAUGUGGUAGACUUUUUCCUUCCAUAUGAGCCCGACCGCAAUUCGAUUCGCAUUCGACGUGGCGAUGAUGGAGUGAUGACAGGAGAGUGUAUGCUUGCAUGUUUUGGUCAAGAGAAUCAAUAUCUUCAACAAUUCUUUUUUCAGCAUGCUCGUCGUGCAUCUGUUGAUCUUGAUGGACAGAAACUCCGCAAUUCGCUCAUCAGUGUUCGCCUUGUUUGA
Messenger RNA from Caenorhabditis briggsae, 2928 nucleotides. Gene Ontology annotation, cellular component: ribonucleoprotein complex; nucleoplasm. Bases 1 to 2928 code for a protein of 975 amino acids. Gene Ontology annotation, biological process: regulation of RNA splicing. The record is from RefSeq and is a predicted model, not a curated record. NCBI's taxonomy places the organism in Eukaryota, Metazoa, Nematoda, Chromadorea, Rhabditida, Rhabditidae. Gene Ontology annotation, molecular function: RNA binding. The transcript has 7 exons.